Messenger RNA from Entamoeba invadens IP1, 960 nucleotides. Its product is annotated as protein phosphatase 2C, putative. The transcript has a single exon. Gene Ontology annotation, molecular function: protein serine/threonine phosphatase activity. Gene Ontology annotation, biological process: protein dephosphorylation. NCBI's taxonomy places the organism in Eukaryota, Evosea, Mastigamoebida, Endamoebidae. The record is from RefSeq and is a predicted model, not a curated record. Bases 1 to 960 code for a protein of 319 amino acids.
AUGUCAGACGAGAACAGCCCAAACCAAAAUUUUGAAGAAUACGACGACUCAACAGACUCGUCCGAGGAAGAGUUUAUACGCCAACAACAGGAGAAGCAACGCUUACACCUUCCAAGGAAGAGUAGUACUAUUCUCAUAGAAAAGACCAAACCUGCUGUUUUAGUUGAAGACAAAGACAUCGACGUCACCGAGUUUGACAGCGACGACGAAGACUUAAACGCUUCGCACAUUUCAGUCUACGAAACAACUGAGAAAUACAAUGUUGCGAUUUCACAGACGCGAGGAAGACGGAACUACAAUGAAGAUCGAACUUGUGCGAAAUCCAUAGACCCAUCAAAUGCACUCUUUGGUGUGUUUGACGGCCAUAAUGGACACGAAGCUGCGACGUUUUGUCGCGAUAACAUCAAACAGAUCUAUCAAGACCAAAGUUUCGACUUAACAAAGACGUUUGAAACGUUACACAAUGAAGUUGCGAAGACGACGGGAGCCGGAUGCACCGCGACUGUUGUUGCGAUCAAAGGCGAUGAAGCCUUUUUUGCGAACGUUGGAGACUCCCCCGCCUUUGUUAUUAAAAGUGACAACUCCAUUGAAAAGAUGUCGUACAGCCACAAAACAAACGACCCUUCUGAAGAAAAAAUGAUUGUUGAGAAUGGGGGAGUGAUACUCAAUUUGUUCAAUACAAAACGAGUCAACGGACAAAUCAUGGUGACGCGAAGUAUCGGAGAUAAGGCGCUGCACCCUCCAUUGUCGAGCACGCCAUCAUUGUAUUCUAUUCCGUUGAAUGAAAUAAAGAGCAUUGUUUUGAUGAGUGAUGGUGUCACUGAUGCCUUGACUGACUUGGAGAUCCGGGACGUUUUGGUGGCCGAGAGUAGUGUUGUCACUAAAGCACAAACGAUUAGAAAUAUUGCGUAUAAGGGCGGAAGCAAAGACAAUAUCUGCGUGGUGGUCAUUGAACUCUAA